Molecule: messenger RNA, 192 nt
Organism: Sphenostylis stenocarpa
Lineage: Eukaryota; Viridiplantae; Streptophyta; Magnoliopsida; Fabales; Fabaceae
Source: the annotation of a GenBank genome assembly
AUGGAAGAGUCGGAACACCUUGAACUUCGUUCAUAUAAAAUCCCAACGAUAACGAAAAAUGCUUUAAGCAUUCUCAACUCAAUUCUUCCAAACUCUGCCGCCAAAAUCCCCUUCACACACCGUUUUAGCGGUUAUUCGUUCUUCCAUUUCUUCCUCCGCCGUCUCUUCCGGUUCUCGAAUACGAGUCACUGA